AAAAUGUAUUCUUCUCGUCUUCCUCAGUUUAAGACAUUGAGGGAGAAUGAAUGAAAGUACAGAUUGGUAUCUCAUUUCUGCAAAUUCACAUUUGAACUUCGUUCUUACUCACCUCUAUUCCCUUGUUUCUUACAUUAAUAUCAAGCUAUCAAGCAUUUUCUAUUGUGGCCUAAAGCUAACUUAAAGCCUUGAUCUGAUAUUACAUGGUAUAAGUCUCUGUCUCUGAGCCUUCUUUCACAUAUACAUGGAUGUAUAUGAACACAAAUGUCUAAAAUACCUAGAAUAUGAAAUAUAUCUAACUGUUAUCUGUCUAUUUCAGAAGUGAUAAUCCAUUUAAUUAACUUGUGUUUGGAUGGGAGGCUGAUAAAAGUGGCAUCUACAGAUUUGGUCCCUUGACCAAUUAGACAGGAAUAAGUAAGAUGUAGUAUUCUCGACAAAUUUAUGUUAUGUAGUAUUCUGAACAUUUAUGUAGUCUAUAAAGAUCUGAUGUAAAAUUUCUUAUAACUUUUGUUGUGGAAAACCUCAUAAUCUAUUUGAUUAACAAGAAAUCUAGAUUUUUGUCCAGGAAAACAACCAUAUGAUCUCCUUUAAACUUGCUUUCAAAGUUAUCUGUUUCUUUUGCAUGGAACAGAAACUUUAAUAGCCCAUUAUUUGCUGUCUAGAAUUCCUGUUAAUUCAUUACCGUAGAGGAUGUGGAUUCCACCUGAUGGCCUACAGUUGUUGGAAGCCCUCUCUCGUAAUUGUUUGUACUUGAGAGAGAUCCUUGUUCCUAAUAUUACAGAAACAAGAUGAUGUCAAAUCUUUCGGAAAUAGAUUUUAUUGUUAGCUGCACUCAGGCUGGUGAAGUGGGAGCAAGGAAUUAAUUGCUAGAAGUGAACUUUUAGGUUGUGGUACUAUCACCCUAAUGAGUCAGGUUUCCAAUUGAGUUGUGGAUUGUCAUGUGUUUAAAUGUUUUUAAAUGUUUUCAUUUCUUGUUUUGUUAAAUAAACUUCUUAUAUUGAAAAGUUCGGAGGCAGAACCAAAAGACAUCACAUGGCGACUUCUUAGUUCAUAUUAGAAAAAGUGUUUCUUUAUUUUAUUUUAUUUUCUUCUUUUCCUUUUAUUACAAUGUUAUAUGUUCAAAGAUGCUUGUCUAAUAAGAUCUUUGAAGUUUU
Messenger RNA from Rubroshorea leprosula, 1154 nucleotides. Lineage: Eukaryota; Viridiplantae; Streptophyta; Magnoliopsida; Malvales; Dipterocarpaceae. The record is from the annotation of a GenBank genome assembly.